AUGCACACGCAGACAAACGCACACACACGUGCGCACACACACACCGCACUCCCUCCACCUGCAUUGAGGAGCUGGGUGUGCUCUGUUUUGUGUACUUAGUUCUCCAUUGCAUAGCCGGAUGGGAGUGUGUCUACUGAAUUGCAAGAGUCUCCUACACUGCAAGAGUUCAGGAUGAGGACAGGGAGAAGAGAAUGAAAGAACGAGUAGUGAAUAAGUAAGAGCAAGUGAGUGAAAAGGAGCGGCUAUGAAGGGAACAGCACUCAUCGUGUUUACAGCCACCGUCAUCAUCAUCAUAACAGAUGUUGUAGUUGGGGUAGAUGUUUGUGCAUCCUGCCACCGAAAUGCCACCUGUGACGACAAGACUGACGGCUCAGGGAAAGUGUGCAACUGCAUGUACGGCUUCGUGGGAAACGGCAGGACCUACUGCCAAGAUAAAGAUGAAUGUCAGCUGGGACGGAUCUGCGGAGACCACAGCAGGUGUCACAACACGUACGGAAGCUACUUCUGCACGUGUGUGUCGGGGUACAGCCCCACCAACAGCCUGGAUGUGUUCAUCCCCAAUGAUGGCACAUACUGCAAUGAUGUGGAUGAGUGUUUAGUGGACGGUGUUUGUGGUGAGGGUGGUAUUUGCAUGAACACAGACAGUGACUUCUACUGUACCUGCAGAACCGGGUACACAGUUCAACAUGGAUCGGAACCCUUCCAGCCUCAGAAACACACUGCCUACUGCCAGAUGGUAGAUUGCGGUCCCCCUCCCUCUGUGCCUCAUACAGUUCGGGUUUCUCCGUUCCUCACUCUUUACGGCAGCGUUGUGCAGUUCACCUGUGCAGAUGGUUUCACCUGGACACGAGGAAAUGACACCUCCACAUGUGGCCCUGAUGGACAAUGGAGCUUUCCUAGCAUGCACUGUGAAGAGGUAGAGUGUGGUGUUCCCCCUUCAUUCCCUCACUCAGUGAUGCUGUGGAACGGAGUCAGUAAAGUGGGUGCAGAAGUGCGUUAUCAGUGUGGGGAGGGUUUUUAUAACAGUGGACAUGAAGACGUGUGUGUUUGUACGAGCAGAGGAUCAUGGAGCCUCCUGCACUUCCUCUGCCACGAGAUCCUCUGCUCAGACCCCCCUGUGCUGCCCCACACUGACCGGCUGUGGGAUGGCAGUGUUCGUGUUAACAGCUCCGUACUUUAUUACUGUAAGGAAGGAUUUUAUGCUUCACUUGGAGAAAAUAAAUCAGUGUGCAGUCAGAACGGUUCAUGGAGCAGAGCUACUCUGUCAUGUCGAGAGAUCCUCUGCUCUGACCCACCUCUGCUGCCCCACACUGACCGGCUGUGGAAUGGCAGUGUUCGUGUUAACAGCUCUGUACUUUAUUACUGUAAGGAAGGAUAUUAUGCUGCACUGGGAGAAAAUAAAUCAGUGUGCACUCAGAACGGUUCAUGGAGCAGAGCUACUCUGUCAUGUCGAGAGAUCCUCUGCACUGACCCCCCUGUGCUGCCCCACACUGACCGGCUGUGGAAUGGCAGUGUUCGUGUUAACAGCUCUGUACUUUAUUACUGUAAGGAAGGAUAUUAUGCUGCACUGGGAGAAAAUAAAUCAGUGUGCACUCAGAACGGUAUAUGGAGCAGAGCUACUCUGUCAUGUCGAGAGAUCCUCUGCUCAGACCCCCCUGUGCUGCCCCACACUGACCGGCUGUGGGAUGGCAGUGUUCGUGUUAACAGCUCUGUACUUUAUUACUGUAAGGAAGGAUUUUAUGCUGCACUGGGAGAAAAUAAAUCAUUGUGCACUCAGAACGGUUCAUGGAGCAGAGCUACUCUGUCAUGUCGAGAGGUAGAGUGUGGUGUUCCCCCUUUAUUCCCUCACUCAGUGAUGCUGUGGAACGGAGUCAGUAAAGUGGGUGCAGAAGUGCGUUAUCAGUGUGUGGAGGGUUUUUAUAACACUGGACAUGAGGAAGUGUGUGUUUGUACGAGCAGAGGAUCAUGGAGCCUCCUGCACUUCCUCUGUCAGGAGAUCCUCUGCUCUGACCCCCCUGUGCUGCCCCACACUGACCGGCUGUGGGAUGGCAGUGUGCGUGUUAACAGCUCUGUACUUUAUUACUGUAUGGAAGGAUAUUAUGCUGCACUGGGAGAAAAUAAAUCGGUGUGCACUCAGAACGGUUCAUGGAGCGGAGCUACUUUGUCAUGUCGAGAGGUAGAGUGUGGUGUUCCCCCAUCAUUCCCUCACUCAGUGAUGCUGUGGAAUGGAGUCAGUAAAGUGGGUGCAGAAGUGCGUUAUCAGUGUGUGGAGGGUUUUUAUAAGAGCAAACACGAGGACGUGUGUGUAUGUACAAGCAGAGGAUCAUGGAGCCUAAUGCACUUUGUUUGUCAGGAGGUAAACUGCAGUGAGCCUCGUCCUGUCCCUCACACACUGCUGGUGUGGAACGGCAGCUCUGCUCUCGGCUCUGUGGCUCGGUAUGAAUGUGAAACUGGAUAUAGGAGUGUUACUGAAGAAAGUGUGUCUGUCUGCGGCUCUGACAACCGGUGGAGUGAUGUUAAAUUGCACUGUGAAGUUUACUGUGGUCCAAUCCCGAUGCUGCAGAACGCAGAGGUUCUUUGGGGAAAUGGCACUGUCGCUGUCCAUCACUGUGUUAAAGGCUACUACAGACAUUCAGGAAGUGACAUAUCAAUAUGUGACAUGACAGGAAAAUGGCGGAUGGCCACAAUGCGCUGCAGAGAGAUGAAGUUCAGUGUUCAGAGUUUGACUGUGUUUAAUGAGAAAUGUCUGCGCUGGAGGACGGCUGCAGAAUCGCAAGGCUACAAACAACAAUACAUAGUGGUGUUCAUUGGUGUGAGAGAUUUUGAUUCCUCCUUCAGUGAUCGACGAAGGAAAGUGUUCAGUUCGUCAGCGUUACAUCCUGCUGUGUGUUUGAACCUGCAGCCCAUCACCAACUACACCAUCAAUGUGACUGCUCUGGAGACUGGAGACACAGCUAUUGUUACUGCCAACACUAGCAUACCUGCUCCGCCCACUCCUGAGGUCUGGUACAGUGAGGUUGAUUCUCAGAGACCGACUUUACGAUUACGAAGAGCCACCAGCACACUAGACCUAAUCUGUGUGUAUCAGGUGAUCGUGCUACCCGUGGCAGGCGUGUUGGUGUUCAAAUGUGGCUCGUCUCGAUCCUGUGGUGGAGAGUACAUUGCGGCUCAGCUGCAGCUCUGUGAGCUCGGUGUGGAGGUGAACUUCACACUGGGGAACCAAGAGCAGUACGGAUCAUUCUAUAAUGCACCACUGGUGAACGGCCAAGAUUACUACAUCAUCCUACGCACCGUCUGCACCUGGGGACUGAUGAAAAAGCAGUCAUGUGUUGUCUGGGCCAGAGCAAGAGGUGCCUACUAUGCUACCAGGAUUUCUGCUUUGGUGACGUUUGGCUCCAUCUGUGUCCUGGGUUUCUUUAGUGUGACUGUUUACUGCUGCUGCUGGUCAGAGUUUAUCAUUUUCUUUUCACCCUUGUCCACUUCUAAAUACUGUAUGAAUGAGCAGAAAGUAAAGAGUAUGGAGACCUUUAUUUAACAGAUCUAAUUUCACCAACACAACAAGGUGGAUAAAGUUUUAUUUCUCAGAGAUUCAUAUCAACUUGAUAACGUCACUUUUUUAUGAUAAGUACCUCGUAUGGUAAUUUAUAACAGACCCCCCGGGAAGUAAAUUUACUGUAGAAAUGUUUUUGUGCACAACUUUUCUAAGUGCAGUGUGUUUUGUUUUGCUUUAUUUUGAGUCAUUGAUAUAGAACAGACAAGUUUCACUAAAGUAUUAAGUAUAAUUAAAGGCUAAUUACAGUCACAGAAGUGACAUUCAGCACAAUCAUAAUGCAGGUGUCGUGAACGCGGGAUAAAAACGGACCCAAACGAAGGAUAGCAAAACAAACGGGGUUUAAUAACAAAGGAAACACCAAACAACACACGGACUAGAGACAGGACACGACAACAGUAGAUUCCGCACUGCACAAGACAACGCGGCACAGUUAAAUACACAGGGUAAUCACAAUAGGAAACGUGUGUAGACAGGGAGGAGCAGACGAAGGCGGGGCAGACACGUGACGAGAAACAUAAACAGAUGCACGUGGCCAAAGUUCGGGCUGAGUACCGACAGCAGGUGAUGAAGAAGAGUAGACUGAGGAAUAAGUGAAACGAGGUCAUGACUUUAUUCUGAUUUAUUUCUCUUUCU
Molecule: messenger RNA, 4186 nt
Organism: Tachysurus fulvidraco (yellow catfish)
Lineage: Eukaryota; Metazoa; Chordata; Actinopteri; Siluriformes; Bagridae
Gene: susd1
Product: sushi domain containing 1
Exons: 22
Coding region: 245-3535 (1096 amino acids)
Molecular function (GO): calcium ion binding
Source: RefSeq, a predicted model, not a curated record